This is a messenger RNA of Penicillium alfredii, 390 nucleotides long. RefSeq lists its product as uncharacterized. The transcript has a single exon. NCBI's taxonomy places the organism in Eukaryota, Fungi, Ascomycota, Eurotiomycetes, Eurotiales, Aspergillaceae. The coding region runs from base 1 to 390 and encodes 129 amino acids. The record is from RefSeq and is a predicted model, not a curated record.
AUGAUUGAGGGCUUGGUAUUGAGAUCAGUUUGCACUGCAUUCUUAGGGUCCCCGGAGUUUGACAUCCAUGUCAGACCUGAAGAGGUUGAUAUUGUUCAGUCAACGCUGGCUCCGUCGUUAGUACUCUAUGUGGGCCUCGAGACAGUGGCCUAUGGCAUCGCUGCGGCAACAAACAGAGUCGAGGUCAAGGACUGGCUCUGGCCCGUGGCUCUAGUCUUCACCACAUACCAGCGCUUGUUUUCACCUUCAACAGGACUGCCUUGUCGUACCGACCUACAGAAAUUGCUGCUCAGCCAAGUAACAACGUGGGGUGUGCUUCCUUUUGGCAGCAUCGCGCGUCAAUCUCUUCUCCGAGGUGGUGAGAAUCCCCGCUAUCAUGCCUCGAAAUGA